Molecule: messenger RNA, 7117 nt
Organism: Spirometra erinaceieuropaei
Lineage: Eukaryota; Metazoa; Platyhelminthes; Cestoda; Diphyllobothriidea; Diphyllobothriidae
Source: the annotation of a GenBank genome assembly
AUGGCGGCCGCCUCGCCGUUCACUUCAACCAACGUCAAGGAAGCCUGGCUCAUUAAAGGUCUCCGUUUACUCUACUCCCAGAAGCCCGAGGACGGCGUCCGUCUUCGUCGUUUCUACAAGGAGGCUUGUGAUAACGAGGCACACGUACUGCGUACCACCCUUUCCGAGGCUCUCAGAGAAUCCAGGGAGGACGGUUCAGAGGUGAGCUGUUUUUUCCUCUAUCCCCACCACCCUUCACAUCUUAUGCUAAUCUGUUGCCGGUCACACCCGUCACGCAUUGCUGGGGUUGCGCGAUCCGUAUUUGAGCCGUCACAUCCUCCCUAAGUGUUGUGGCUUGGAGGCUGCCAAUCUCCGACGUGGCUCGGACCUCGAGAAUACGGGGAACUGUCCGUCCAACACAAUCGCUGUCCGGCAAGUCAAGAGUUCUCGGACUGCUGGAGGACUGUGGUCCACGCACCUAGGUUGAAAUUGAUGAGGAUAAGUGGGGUCGAAAGGACAAACUUCAUACCCAACAACAGUAUCGCGGACCUCAAAUUUCCAGUUUAUGCGGCGCUCAAUUUCGCUUAAGGAAAGUCCCUAUAACGCAAAAUCCGCCCACACUACUUUUGCCAAAGGUUUACAGCUGUGGAAAGGCGAUCGUUCUUAAACAGAAGUCAUAGUAGAGUUGAAAAUUAAUAUUCAGUGACGGAUAAAUAAUUAAUUUUCACUGAAUACUAGAAUUUCAGAGAAUGGCUGCGUUACAAAUCGUCUAAAUACGGCCAAUCUGUAAGAGUGCAUAUGUAGGGGGACGCAUGGAAAUGGGAAAUUAAUGAAGAUUAUUAACAAGUACAAAAGGUCAGUUCUUUGUUGAUUGUCCAUUUCUAUUUAAUACACCAGAAAGUUUCUCAGGCAUGGGGAUAUCCAGAUUGUCUACAGUGGAUUGUUGGAUGUGAUUGCCUACCGUAUAAUCAAGCUUUCUUGCACUGAAAGUUUAUUCUUUGCCUUGCGCCAAUGUCUUUUGAUAAGUGCGAAAAGAUUUUCAGUAGGAUUGAGAUCUGAGCUGUUGCCAGGGAUAAGAAUCGACCGGAGGCCAAAUGCGGAGAGGCUGGCUCAAUCAUGGCCUUUUUCUAGUGAAGUUCUAAGCUCUGCAUCCUCUUCCUAAUCAUGUAUAGAGAACAUUGGCAGGUGUUCCCUUUAUGUGGUCUUAAUGUGCAUAUAAUGAUACUUCUUAGUGCACGACGAAUAAAAUCGUCGUCUUGAUUACUUGUGGACCGUUUUUGUCUGCCCUUCUUAUUUCUGGGUACGGUUCGCUACACAGUAACCUAACCAAUAUUGAAAAUAUUUUCUAACGACUCACGCGGCAACCCUUCUGCUGCUUAUUUUCGUAUCUUUUUUGUUGUUGACGGCUGAUGCAAAUUGUCUAAACAUCUUUAUCGCACGGCGUGACACAGAGAAGUGAUUGCAUGAUACGGGUGAUCAAUGUAUAUGUAUUUGUUUACGCCUAGUAAUUCUUGGUGUGGUAAAACAAAUUACCGCCAAACAGGUUUUUUGAAGAGUUUUGCGGCACGAAACCUCACAAAUUAACAAGACAGAAUUUUAUAAGCCGAAACCAUCCAAUUUUUAUUUAAAAUCGUGGAAUUUCUCAUACCUGUCCUUACCUGGUUUUCAUAGAAUAUGAAUUACCUGAUUUUCUUGGAAACAAAAUCGAAUUUCCCGUUUCCAGAAGGGAUUUUUGAACUUUUCCUGUCUAUAUUAAUCUUCGUCUACUCCACAAUUCACAUAAGCUGGAGAUUUUGAUCUCUGAAUUUCAAUAGCAUAGGAAAUUACCUAGUGCCUGGAGACUGAAAGUCCCAUCUGAAGGUGUAUCGUAAAAUUUCGUGAAAUUUAUACUAUUCGCUGAUUUUUCGGAUAGCGCUCCGCGUUUACAACUGGACGUCCACGUAUUUCCGCGCCCUCGAGUCUGGGAUCUGCAUCGUCAUCGCCUCUGACCGAGGUUUCACUCCAUUCUGCUGCUGUUGUUGGGGGUUGUGGUGGUCUUCCACCUGCCUCAGCAAGCUCAUCCGAUCACAGCGAUAGCGGCUCCAACUCAGGUCCAGUCUCUUCAGCGCCUCCACCUGCCAAGCGUCACAAGGUGGGAUUUUUUAACAUAUUUGAUCCUCCUUCAUCCUCAACGGUCGAAGUUACUGGUGGCGCUGCCAACGCCAAAUACCGUUCAUCCUCGUCCAACACACCUCCUGCCCCAGGUGAGUAAUCUUCCCCUUCCCUCGAUCUUUCACUUGCCCCUCGUUUCGCGCCCAAAAAUUCCUCAGUUGAUAAGUGACCUAGUCAACUAAACAAGAUGGCCCUGCCACCGGCACUCUUGUGAAAUCUAUGUGCCUUGCUGCAGUGAUGUAAAAAAACAUCCAGAUUCGAAGCAUUUUAGUCAAAAACAACUGCAGCGAGCGGGAUUGUAUUCUCACAAGGAGUGCAAUGCUACGACAGGAUUUGUUACCACAAUUUCAAAAAUUCGACCGCUUAAUAUUGCGAGGAUUAUCCCACCUCUCGGAGGUGGUUGAUCUUCCCCGCUUGGCUCUGUUAGAUUCUCCAUGUCCCCGUAUUACGGACAAGUGCUAUCAGGACGUCUGCGUUGCACAUCCUCAUUUUGGUUUUGAGGAGGUUGCCAUGGCAACUCUAUCUGCCGAUCACCUGACUUGUCUGAGCUGAACUUCUCCGUCGAUUAUACCACUUCUCGGUGUUUUGCUUCCUUAGCGGGAGUACUAGUUUGUAACGGUGAGACGAUCGUAAGUGACCUGUGGUUAAGGGUUCACCAUAUUCUGCGUUUGGUGGCGGCCGAUUCAUAUCCACCAGUUUCUUCUUUAGGGUAUAGCGGAGGACCUCGGCAAUUAGAGUAUGCAUAGUAACUUACAGUGCGUGACCGAGCUCAUGAAAUGUUGGCCAAAAUUCUGGAAUGCGUUUACGAUUAGAAAGGAUUACUUAAGUGGGGUUGUAAUACUGAUUAUCAUGCAGCAUAACCCUAUAACAUUUCAGACUCGCCAGGAUGUCGGCUUUUGAAUGCACUUCAUUUUGACCUCCUGUAGAAACCACACGGUAAAGAAUGACUACUUAAGUAGCAUGCAUUUUUCCUCUUGCUUUUCGAUGGUCUUAUAAAUUCAAAUACAUUUUAUAGAAAACAUGUAAAAAUAUGCUUUCUUUUGCUCAUUUGGUAGGAAAUCACAUUGUCUUCAUAUUUUAUGCCCGGAGAAAGUGUAUAUUUAGGUUUUAAAAGAGUUUCUAAUUUUGAGAUUUUUCGGACCAUGCGAUGUCCAUGCAGGCAAGACCGCACAGGUCCGUUUACCAAUGCUCCUCAUGAAAUGUACAACACGGUCCCGAUCCAUUGCAAAAUUUCAUGAACUCUAUGUGGUAUCUUCUUAAAGACAUAGAGAAAUAUAUGAUUUCCCUUACGCGGAAAGCGUGCACCUUGUAGACUGAAAUUGCUAAACGCUGAUGCAAUGGCAGAUCAGGCUGAAAAUUAUUCGGGAGUUGGAAAACAUUUUAAAAAUCUAAAUACACACUUUCUUCGGGCAUAAAAUAUGAAGACAAUAUGACUUCCUAUCAAAUGAGCAUAAUAAAGCAUAUUUUGGUGCAUGUUUUCUAUAAAAUACGUUCGAAUCUAUAAGACCAUCGAAGAUCAAUAGGAAAAAUGCAUGCUUCUUAAGUAGUCAUUUUUUCCGAGCGUGGUUUCUUUAGGAGGUCGAAAAGAAGUGCAUUCAAAAGUAGACAUCCUGAUGAGCAUGAAAUGUUAUAGGGUUAUGCUGCAUGAUAAUCAGUAUUACAAACCCACUUAAGUAAUCUUUUCUAAUCAGAAACGCAUUCCAGAAUUUUAUCCAACAUUUCAUGAGAUCGGUCACGCGCUGUAGCUACGGACUACCCCGAGCGUUCGCAAGUGGCCAGUAUUAAUGCACCCUUAGUUAAGGAUUCUCAGCGAAAGAAGAAUGUGCCGAGUUCUGGCGAAUAAAUAGUUGACUGUGGAGAAUGUGGCAUAUGUGGGCAUAGAUGUGGAGAAAAGGUUAUCUACUUAACGGUCGCGAGCUAUAGCAGUAUUGCAUGAGGAAUGUUGCCUUCCUCUCACUUAGCCGUCCCUGUCGCUGUACACAGUUCCGGAACCUUAAAGUUGUCUUUUGGAGGGGUGGGUGGACGUCCAGGAACUGUCCGUCCAGAAAAUCGCCCCAACAAACCACUGCCUAGUGAGUGACGGAUUUUCAAGUGACAUGAGAGCUAUGCCCUGCGCCAUUGGGCUGGCUUUGAUAACAGUUUUUGUCGUUCGUAGAUACUGUUUCCUGUGAAACGGUUGCGGGCUCUAUGAUGCUAUGUUCUCUGAGGAGGCGCGAUCGCGCCUCUUCCUAAAUGGUUUCUGGAACUCGCUUUUCCGCUUUUCUUGCUUCAACUCUGUUCAGCUACUUAGUAGGCUUCCUGCAAAGCAGCUCCUGGAUUUAAAUGUCGGUGUCUGUGUUGCGUACCUUGUUUGCAUUUGCAGGAUUGGAUAGUUGCCGAGAUCCUUUGCGGUUUUCGGUUUGCUAUUGCUAUUAGGUGCGAAGGCAGCCGAACUAGACCUAAAAUGCACUUCAUCUAGUUUUGUACGAAGAUUUUUACAUUGCCAUGGUUGAUGUCCAUUUCUCUUCUACUUCUUGUCUUUGGGCUGCAUUGGAUCGCCUUUUUGUCAGAGCUUCAAGCAAUGGACGAAAUGGAUCAUCGGAUCAGUCAUAUGCUUUUUGCCUCCACCAACUGCAUGGAAAUUUUUGUAUGCGUCAUGCGAUUCGUCGGAAAAACCGAGAGUAUGCUUCAAUCCCAUUAUGAUAAUCUUUAUGCUAUUGUAAGACAUGGCGUCUGAACACACCGGUUGUUCUUCUCUUACGAGUAUUCUGUUGGGGGUACUUGUAACCCAUUCUACGUAUCCAUCCUUUCGCUCGGAUCUAAAAUGAACGGCUCUACCGACCAACAGAAACAAUCAGUCAACUAAACCCUCCUCAAUUUGUACCAUGUCAUCAUAAAGAAAAAUCGGUCUGGAUGCUACCUCACCCGAACCCGACCUUAGAUGCUAAUGGCCUCGUGUUCUUCACAAACGCUGAGGAAUCUGACUUCCAGCGCACCCCUGGUUUCAUGUGGAUGGCGUGCCAUCUUGAUCGACUUCUCUGGGAAACAUGUUGUGGACAAACUGCUGUGGGAGUCGAUCAUUCAUGAGGUCAUGACAUUGCAACAUUAAGAUGACUUCCUUACUACGGAUAAAUGCCUUUACGGGUUCAGUUAAGAGUUAGUCCGUAGACACUGAAGGUCCCAGACAUUCGUCAUUCGGCCUCUACUGACUAUAUCUGUUUACUAAACUAAGUCGCCCUCAAAAGGGCCAUGAUGUUACAAAUGAGGAAAACCGCAUUUGGCAAACUAUAAUGUUCUCCUUUAGGAGCUCCAUGCAUCUUGAUAGAAACGAGUAAGCGAAGGCUUUUUACCACGGUUUUCUGAUGUAACGAUUUGCAGUAGAUAUGCUAUCUCAUAAUAUGUUACCUGGGACCAUAAAUCAUUCUUUCAAUUCGAAAAGAUUACUUAAGUAUGAUUGUCAUGUUUAUUAUUCUGUCGCAUAAUUUAAAGAUAUUACAGUCACGUCAGGAUGCUGGCUUUGGAUUGAACUUCUUAUCGACAGCCUGUAUAAACUACAUUCCGUAAAUUGUUCGCAUUGAUUUUCGAUACCUUAAAAUACUCAAAUAUGCUUUGUAAAAAAUGCACAAUAAUAUCCUUUUGGUGGCAGAUUACGUCUUCUUCAAAUUUGAUACUUGUAGAAAGGGUCUCUUUUGGUUUAAAAAAAUUCUAAUUAUAAGAUUUUUCAUAACCGUGAAAUAUCCAAUCACACAGCAUUACAGCAGCACACUUAUCGUUUGUGCAUUGUCCACAUCCAUGACAUGUUUUGAGCCCUAUACGAUCUCUUGUUAAUAGCAUAUAGAAGUCUAUGCUUUCCCUUACACGAAACGUGUGCAGUUUGUAGUCUGGAAACCCUUAAUGUUAUUGUAACGGCAUUUAGCGUUCAGAAUUAUAGGGGAAUUAAGGAACUUUCUUAAAACCAGAAGAUGCUCUCUCUGUUAAUACGGCAAUUGAAGACGCAAUUUGCCAAUAAAUGAGUAAAAGGAAGAAUAUUUUUGUGCAUGUUUUCUAUAAAAUAUAUGUGCGUUUAUAAGGUCAUCGAAAGUCAAUGGGAAACAUUCACGCUAUUUAUAUAGUCGUUUUUUGCGGAAUGUUGUUUACACAGGCGGUCGGUAAGGAGCUCUUUCAAAAGCGGGCAUUCUGAAGUGACUUGAAAAUUGCAGCAUUAUGUCACAAGAUAAUUAGUAUGACAGCCCUACUUAGCUAAUUUUUUCGAAUCUCAGUUCAUAUUUCGUGAGAUAGCAUAUCUGCUGUACAUUGCCUCCUAAUCACAAAGACAAUAGAACAAGAUGUGGGCCUUCGUUAGUUAGUUUGCCAACUUGUUUGUCCUACUUGUACGUUUACUCUUUUCUACUACUCAGCUGUUGAUUUCGUUUUCGUCCAAAAAGUGACAAUCGCUGCACCCGUGGUUGUUUGUCAAUCACAGUCAAUAAACAAGGAUUCCGUUUCCCUGGUCGCCACGACUGAAGUGAUCUCUCUACAAGAGGCGCCCACGGAAAGUCAGCACAUAGCCUCCGCAGCAACCGGUGCGACUUCUGCUGUGCCUACUAGCAGUAACAGGGAUGACCCCGUCAGCGAUGGUGCCGACGUCAUGGCUGACAUCGUGGCUGAUCUCGCCUGUCGUGUCUGCGGUCGCCUUAUUACCAAUCAUCCGGACCCUAGUGGCGGUUACAGCGGCAACGGCGGGGGCACCAAUGCGAUGAUCGAGUGCUCCCUUUGCCAUGGGCUCUACCACCAGCUCUGCCACACUCCGCCUGUUCUUGGCCGUUUGCCCGCGACCAACCUGAGUGCCUGGACCUGCUCAACCUGUUCCUCUUUAACUCAUCAACCCGAACUGACACCAUCCGUCUCCGAGUCUCCUGUGGUAACAGCUCCGUUGUUACCUAAUCCUAUCGCCCCAAAUUCUUCCGUUUCCCGCCGAAAACGGCAAUCUUCCGCUGUAGUCCCGUCCCCCAGACAACAGCGGAAUUAA